CCCUAGGGUUUAGUCAUCUUCAAUUCCCACCGCAACACAAAACCCUAGCACACACUUCCUCAACACCGCUUCACUCCAAAACCCUAUAACUGAAUCAAAUCGAGACUAUAUUUUCCCUUUCAGCCAUGGCCAGCGCAGCCGCCAGAUCCGUUUUCCGAUCACCUUCCGUUCGGAAUGCGGCGGCCAGAUUCGCAUCUGAAGCCAAAGCGGCUCGCUCUCCCUUUCGUGUCUCCAGCAGAAAACCCCUCUCUCAUCGGAUCUUUAGUUGUCCAGCUGAAUUGGGCGCUUGUGCUGGAUCGAUGCAACCGUUUCACACGGCAACCGCAUCGGCACUGAUGACUUCGAUGCUCUCGAUUUCUCGCCGCAGUUACGGUUGGCUUUCAGAAGCUUCAAAUGAGGAUGUGUGAUGAAUGUUCGGAGGAGUCAAGCGAAGUUUUGUUUUCAAAAUUCUGUGUUCUCAGACUGUAUGUAACAGCUGAUAAGUAAGAGAUUCUGAGUGAGCUGGAGAAGAGCCUAAUUUGUUUUCCUUCACUUCCAAACUUAGAUACUGCUGAAUUCUGUUAUCCUUGGAGACUUACAGAUAUAGAUUAUUGUCUAAUUUUAUACGGUUGGUGUGUAUGCAUGUUGAUUGCAAAAUGUAUUAUUUUUGUUGGCCGUAUUCUCUUGAUAUUUUAAAAGUUCAUCAAGACACCAUACUAAUCAUUCGUAUAUCGAUCAGCUUGCAAUGAUGAUGUAUGAUGAAUUACGGAGCAGUUCGAGCAUUGUUUUUGUUCGCAACUGCGUGCAUUCUGAGACAGGGUUGGACAAUAAGCUACGAGUACUCAAUGAGAUGGCAUUAGACAAUUCAAUUCUGGCUUGUGCGUUUCUGUGAUUCCUCUUUCGUUGCUGCAAGUUUGAGUCCAAUCCAUGUAAAAGCUGAAUGAAUGUAAAUGCAUGUUUUCGUAACCAGUAGCUACAGGUUUGGCCUGAUGGUAAAUGAAUCAACUGGAUCAUUCUUCUUAUUUGAUAUGUACUUCAGUAUUUUGCUUUUUUGUAGUUAGUGAUGGGUGUUUUUUCAGUUUGUGCA
Molecule: messenger RNA, 1066 nt
Organism: Rhododendron vialii
Lineage: Eukaryota; Viridiplantae; Streptophyta; Magnoliopsida; Ericales; Ericaceae
Product: protein NUCLEAR FUSION DEFECTIVE 6, mitochondrial-like
Exons: 3
Coding region: 126-407 (93 amino acids)
Cellular component (GO): mitochondrion
Source: RefSeq, a predicted model, not a curated record